Meloidogyne enterolobii is the source of this 756-nucleotide messenger RNA. The record is from the annotation of a GenBank genome assembly. NCBI's taxonomy places the organism in Eukaryota, Metazoa, Nematoda, Chromadorea, Rhabditida, Meloidogynidae.
UUUUUCCAAUUGGGCAACAACUUUUUGAUUUUUUCUUUAUUCGAUUUGAUGGAAAUUUUGCUCAAAUUCUUUGGAUUAAUUCAGAUGAUUUACUUGAAGAUUGUGCCUAUUUAUUUUCUUUGGAAUAUACUGGAAAAGCGGCCCUAUACAAAUGUAAUUCAAAUGUUGACAAGAAUACCUGUUGUGUUAUUUUCUGCACAUUUUCAAUGCUUCCUCCAACUAGCAGCCGUAAAUCAUUACCUCAAAGUGCUUUAAUCAUCUCUUCUCGGAAAAAUCUUUUUAAUUUAAAAUUUUUUUGUUUCGGUUCUCAUAUUGGGCACUCGAUCGGGUGCUUUAUUGGUAUUUUCCAUUAAACAACCAAACGGCAAACUUUUAUGUUCACUUGGAAAUGCACAUGGAACAGACACAGUGACAGCAAUUGAAAUCUGUGAAAAUAACAAGGCUGAGUUUCGUACUAUUGGAAGGGAUGGAAAUGUGAAGAAGUGGAGAUUGAAUUUUAACGAGGAGAUUGAUAAAGGCAAAUCUUCACUCGAAUUAAUUUCCUUUUUCAAAUUAAAUUUUGAAUGGCCUUGUGAAUUUAUAAAAAAUUAUAGAGGACGUUCACUAAUUGCUGGGUUUCAAAAUAAUUAUUUUGUUAUGUUUGAUGAAACUACAAAUUCUAUCAUCUGUCGUAAAUAUUUGGUGGGAGGGGGAAAACGUUUAUGGCAACUUUGGAAAGGAACAUUUUUGGAAAAUGAUGAACUUUGGUAUUUUUUA